CCUUGCAUGGCCUCCUGCCGUAGUAAAGAGAGAAGAGGGGACGAAAGGGGAACUUGGCUCUCGGCGGCUGAAGAGCGACGCAAAGGGGCCCAAAGGGACGAGGCAGGGAACCGGCGGAUGGCCAUCGUUUAAUAGGGGACGAACUGGAGGCCCAAAGGUGAGGCAAGACGGACAAGAGCGCCAUUGUCCCAAAUAGCGCUUUCGCUUCGGUACUCAGAUCCCCCAGUGUACAGACGCAUACGAGUGACACACCCACCCACCCCCCAUAUUCUUCUACGCAGCAGCCGUCGGGCGCACCCCCCAAGGCAUCCACGACGACCAUGCUGUAAUUAUUAAUUCGUCAGGGUUUCAGGUCUCACAAAACCUGGGUUGCUUUGCGGCGACAGGAAUCCCCUCCUCCCCCCCCCGUCUUUCCUCUAGGAAAGCGGCGACCGUAGAAAACGUCACUUUCCCCAAAGCCUCGCCCUCGCAGUCCCGGAUUGGCUACCGCGCCCAGCGACCGUCUUCCAGUUCCUCCAAUCAAGAACAAGAGUGCUGGCGUUUGAUUGUGCUUUUGGCCGGAGCUGGUGCCGAACGGCUUCCUCGCGCACACCCGGAGGAGGAUGAAGGGUCUGGCGGUGGUGGAAGCAACAAGUAUUUAUUGAAGUGGUGUCUGGACUGAUACAUCAUUCUGUAAAUGUCUCUGCUACUGAAUCUUUUAAGACAGCUGCUGGAAUAUUAUGGUGUGGCGCCAGAACUGCUCCUACAAAGGUGUGAAGUUUGUCUUAAUCGUAUUGCUUAUAUGAUUGGAUCCCAUCUUUCUUCAAACUCUUUCUCAAGAAUGCACUUUCAGGAGUUAUGUGCCAUCUCAAGGAGAUGUUUAGUAUCAUGGGCUUGGGAAAGAAAAAAAUAUGGAUCUACCCGAAGUUUUGUUCGUAGACUGGGGAAGUGUCUUUCAUUAACACCUUGUCCAAGGCCUCAUCUCCAGCUGGUUCAAAGUCUGAAUUAUUUAGAGUCUGGACAAGCUAGCACUCUUAGUGCUGUUACACCAUCUCUUGCUGAUGUCUUGUGGGUGCCAAAUGAUGACAGAGAGGCAUAUGCUAAAUUCAGAUUUGUUGAAUGGAGAAAUAUUGUAACUCCAGCAGUUCCUGUGCCAGCAGCCUCAACAGAAAACCUCCCUGUAACACCUGUUGUAGAUGAAGAUGCAUUCAAAAAACUUUCUGCUCUUGAGAAUGAGCUAGUUCAUCUUCGUAGACAGAUUGCUUCAAUUGUGGCAGUACGUAGGGCAGAAGAUAAUUUAUCAUGUUCAAAUAUUGUCAGUUCAACAAAUACGCCGUCUAGUGUUCUCCAGUGGGCAACAGUGACUUCUACACCAGUUCCUGUUUCUCCUCGUAGUGUGCUUGCACCACCACCACCUCCUCCUCCUCCAGCUGUGCUGCUGUCUAAUUUUGAUUCAUGUAAUUCAAAAACUGAGCUUAAAGAGCAUCAGGUUCCUAAUAAGAGGAGAAAUAUUACAAAUAGUAGUAGACGGCAGGAAGCUAAGGCUGUCCCAUGUAUGAUGGAUGUUCUGAAAGAUAUAAAUAAAGUUAAACUAAGAGCCAUUGAGAGAUCACCUGGAGGUACACCGCUACCCAAAACAAAGAAAGUAAUGCAAUCACAGUGGGAUCCAGCAACUUUAAUAGCAGAGGCUCUGAAGGAGAAAUUUGCAUCCCACCUCAGUGAUGAUUCCUUUGAUAAAGAAAACAGAUCCUAUGAUGCAUCUCCAUUUUCCAGUCCAGAUACUCCAAUGGUUCACAGUCAUAUUUUGAAGCCAGGUGUGAAGCAGACACUUCACAGAACUGAGAAACCAAUGAGUACAACAGCUACAAAAACACGAGUACAAAUUUAGCUAUUAUGUAGAUACUGUUAACCAGACUUAUUCAUUGUUAAUUGCUCUAAAUAUUUCUUCAGUUUCAUGUACUUCUGUACUAUAAGGCAAUAGCUUAUAAAGCAAAGGUAUUUGCUUUUUAAUUCAAUGUUUUAGCUUGUUCAGGUGGGAUUUGCUUUUUUAAAAAUUUUAGUUUCUCAGCUGCAAGACUUACUGUUUUUAUGUCAUUGUUACAAUCUGUGCUGCAAAGGUUUAAAUAUUUAUGCCGUUGAGAUACUAAUAUAUUAAUACUGUUUAAAGAAAAAUAGUGGCUGCUUUGUCAAACUGUUUUUCAAACAUUGAUUCAGAGAAUUACCUCAGAGUUUCAUUAAUUAUUAUCAGUUGUAUUUUAUGGGCACUGAGUAAGAGAUGUAAACUCUGUACUACAGAAAAUGAAUACAGAAAAGAUAUAUUGUUAAACAAGAGGAGACAAAUGCAUAUUUGAAAUUCCGGAUCCAAAUAUUGUUAUUGAUUGCUUUUUUGACUCCUUUACCUUCAGCCUAUAAAAUACAUAAUUUUA
Molecule: messenger RNA, 2405 nt
Organism: Pogona vitticeps (central bearded dragon)
Lineage: Eukaryota; Metazoa; Chordata; Lepidosauria; Squamata; Agamidae
Gene: MTFR2
Product: mitochondrial fission regulator 2
Biological process (GO): aerobic respiration; mitochondrial fission
Cellular component (GO): mitochondrion
Source: RefSeq, a predicted model, not a curated record